CUCUUGGUCCCAGACUCAGCUGAACCAGGACAGCUGAAGAGGGAGCUGAGGUUUGUGUUGCCCAGGGCACACUUAGCAGGGUAUCCUGAGAAACUUCAGUCACCACCUGAGCAAACACACCAACAGCAACCAGGCACCAUACCAAAUCAGGUUCUGGUUACUAAGAACCUAAUUAGAAGGCCAAGAAGGUUGCCCAAAUCACUACGUGCUGGAGGAGAGGUUUCAUUUGGGGACUGUCUGAGUGUGCUCACAGGCCUGGUAAUUAGAGAAGAGACAUUUCAUUGAGAACCCACCUGGAGGACAGCAAAGCGUGAGAUUCAGAGAGGAAGGGGAUGGGACCCUGCGUCUCCACGGAGCUCAGCAGCAGUGGGGCAAGCAUGUCACAAAACAGCACCGUGCUCUAGAACACGCUCUGCAGCACCACGUCUCCUGGGCACGGCAACAUGACAGCCACCGGUGAGUUACCUUUCCUGGAGGCUUCGGCUUCUCCAAGCCCAUCCCAGCAGGGAAAAGUCAAGUCCUAGGAUUCAGAAACCUGUCCAUGACACAGCUGUGCUCUGUGCUUUCACCAAGGUGGACAUUUUCAAGGGCAUCCUUCCAUCAGUAGGCUGCAGCUUUUGCAUGCCAAUCCACCCCCCCUCAUAUGCAGUCACUCAGAAGUGAAUAAAACUUCACAGGAUAGCGAGAAGUCUUGGGUACUACUAACCCUGGCUUUGACAUCCGGGGUACAAGAGUGUCUGCAGUGAGUCCCUGUCACUAACCGGAGCCACAACCUACCUCCAGCUUAAUGAUGGCUGGUGAUUUCUAGGAACUUACUACCACCUGAAGAAGAGCCCUCACGGCAUCGGCACACCAAGGCAGAGAGGCUGGAGUAGCUACAUGAAAGCACAACAACCGUUUCCUCGCCUCACUAGCAGGGUUGCUCCUAGGGUCCGGGAAAGGAUGGAGGAGCACAGCUCCUCUCCUCCCAGCCGCAGUGCCUUCUUUCUCCUGUCUCACUGACGUUUUUCUGAGAGAACAGCUUUACAUUUUGUAAUAAUCCUGUUGGGCACCCUCUGGCUUACAGUGGAGUAAAGCCUGGAGGUGAUGCAGUCUGAGCUAAAGCAUUUCAGGGUCUGCCUCAAAACCAAAUCCUCCCAUGUGUGCACAGGGCAAGCCCAUACCACAUAUCCCCUACAGCUGUUCCAGCUUCUCAAAACUCUUCCUAUGGUUCACAUUUAUGUCAUGCCUGGCAACAAACCCCAGGUAAUUUUCUCUUCCUCCCCUAGCAACCAUAGCCUCUACGAAUAUGGGGGUUCUGCUGCAAGAUGAUGUUUUUGUCGACUUUUUCAACACCUUUCUGAACCUUCCCAUUUUUGGCCAGACACCCAUUUACAUCAGCAGCACUGGCCAGUGGGACCUCUGGCCAGAGCUACCAAGCCACCUGGAUCCCAGCCUCCCGGGUUUACUGACUUGGUUGGAAAAGCACCGGCUGCCUCAUUUCUGCAAAUCCAGCUUGUGCCUCCACUUUGUCCUCUGCCAGAAGCUUCUCAGUUUCAUUCGGUCGGAGGAAGCAGAGCUCAUGCCUCUGCUGCGGCACAGCCAGCGGUAUGGCCAGAGGGACCGGCUGGUGGAAGACUCCGGCAACAUGCUCACAGCAGUGCCCUCCAAGCUCUUUGAAACAAAACUGCUGAACUGGCAGAGCGCUGACCAGUGGCUGCUCGAAAAGUGCAUUAGCGGGAGCCGGGGCAUGUGGCGCUUUCGGGCCUUCAUCCAAGGACUGGCAGGAUCCACAGGGGAAGAACUAACCAAGUUUUGGCUCACGACUGAAAGGAUCCUGGGGCUUGACAAAUCGGACGUGACACAGAGAAAGCUCUACCUGUCCUUGCUCCAUGCGCUGAAAGCCACACACCUGCGGGAAGGCUCCAGGGUCACUGCUCUCUGCAGUAAACCCACGGGUAAGGACUAUCAGCGCUGGUCUGUGUCCGUUUCAGAGCCAGUGCAGAGAAUCACCGAGUGGCACAUGCAGCCCGUGAGCACCGGGAGGGAGACCCUGGGCAAGAUGCAGACACUAGCCCUGCUUAAGAUUCAGAAUUACUGGCUCCCUAACUUUUUCAUUCAUUGCAAGCUGAGCAUGGAGAAAGAGAAAUCGUGCUGGCCUCUGCUGCAGGAAUAUCGGGAGCGAUUACAGGCUGACGCACAGCAGCCCACAGGCUCUUGCAGUGAUCUCUUUACUAUGCAUAUUAAAAAGAGCCAGGCUUUGUCAGGGCCCUACUGCAGCAGGAAGGCCAAAGAGGAGAUGUGGACUCUCAUCAAAGGGGGAAAAGGCACCCAAGAAAUGACGAUGCUCAGGAGUUUGGAGGGGCAAUCUGAAAGAAAGUCAGGGCCAGCCAGGAGCCUGUGCAGUUCAGACACAGAGAAAUCAUAUCUGAGUGAGAAUGCUUUGGGGCUGAUAUCUCAGCAGUCAGAACCUCCUGCAAACACCGCCUUUGAAGACAAAGGAGGAGAGACCUCUCCCAAAAGCUCUUGCCCCGACAUAGAGCACUUCCUUCAACAGGAAGAGCUCUGUGAAGAGCAAUUGCUCUCUAACGUGCAUUUCUCUACACCGGUUGUCCAGCUGCCAUCCCUGCUAGGCCUGAAAAGGCCAGUCAAGUCCUCUUCCCCCUUUAGCUUACUUGCUUGGGCCCUGAGUGCUGAGGGCUGCGCAGGACAGCCCUUCAGGGAGUUCUUGAAGCGCAGGGAGCGACCUGUGGAGACUCAUCUUCUGGACCUGUGGCAUGACCUUGAGGAUUUUCUGUGCGUGGUGCUGGGCUCCAGCGGCGAAGGCAGUUUCUUCCUGCGUCAUUUGAUAGGGGUGAGGAUAUGCAAGACUUACCUGGGAAAAGGCUCCGUUCAGUAUCUUCCCCUGGAGACAAGGACUCUUAGGAACUUGCAGGACCACCUGCCCUCUGGAGAAGUCACUCCCUGGAUAUUCAAAGCCCAGGAAGAGAUUUGCAAGGUACAGAGUAGCACUGGUGGUGCUCAGGCUGAGGGGAACUGCUGGUGUUCCUCUCCUUGGGUUGGUAGGAGGACUUCGGGGCUGUUUAAGAAGAUAGGUGCUGUGCUCGGGUUCUUCUAUGAUGAAUUUCUGGCUGAAGACGAUGAGACGUUCCUUCAGUUUAUGUCUCCACAGAGCAGUUUCCCGAUGCCCGAGAUGCAAGGAGACACUGUUGAGAAAGAUGAACAUUUCCUCCUAGCCCAGCGGAUAAAUGAAUCCUUGAAGUUGAGCCAAGCUCUGUAUGGCAUGAGGGACUUGGAAAGUCUCUCCUCUGAGCACUGGCAAUUAAUUGCCACUCAGGACCUCCGGAAAGGGGGCUCGAUCCAGGUGGAGCUGGAACCUCCGGUGUACAGGAUAGAUUUCCAGAAGAUGACAUUCGAUGAGCUGGCUGUUAAGAAUCCCUUGCUGGCUAUGGAUCUGCUAAGCGAGAAUUACAAGCUUUUCUGUCUCAAAUUUCCAUCACUUGCCUCUGACCUCAAGCAUGAAAAGAAGAGGACCUUUCCUGUGAGCCGAACCAAAACACACGUGCCGAAGCCCACUGUUGUCAUAUUAGAGAAGCCAACUGUAAGACCCAGGUCUGGCACUUUACAAGACAGGGCUUUGCUAUUUUCUGAUAUUUCCACUCUCUCAGGAAGCAGGGGAGGGCACUUCAUGGAAGUAUUGCACAACCCUGCCCAUUUGGAGUUCUUCAAGCACUUCCUCAAGGAGCACAACACAGAUGGCCCACUGCGUUUCUGGCUGGCUGUGGAAAAGCAAAUCGCAGAGACCAACCCCAAGAGGCAACGCAUCCUCAUUAACAAUAUUGUCAAAACCUACUUCCAUGCCAAAAUCCCAGCUGGUAUGCACCCUCCCACCCUGUGCUUUACUCAAGUCAUGUUCAGGAGCAGUUCGCAGCAGCGGGCAGGCAGUGACUGCGCGUCUCUUUCAGAGGAGCUGCUGGACUGCUGUGCUUCUAUCAUCAGAGAAAUAAGUGAGGCCAAAGAAGUCAGCCCCGCCAUGUUGAUCACGGCACAGACCUUUGUCCAGAAAGCAAUGGAAGAACGAUGGUUUACAGACUACCAGGACCUGUUCCCCCCAGACGAUAUCUGUGAGCCUCACCUUCCUUUGCGGCGUGGAAGGGGGAACUUCAAGAGAGAUGACCUGUUCAUGGUGGCAGGUCUGAGCAGGAAGGGCUCUGCCCCAGCCCCACUCUCCCUGGGAGCAAGCUGCAUUGCUACUGCCACGAGAUUGCGCCCCAGUCCUCUGCUGCCUGGGCACCUGCCUGGGGCUCUGGCACGGGGUGAGGUGGGCUGUGCUGUGUCUCCGCAGAAAAGGGCCUGGGAAGCGAUUCGUGGCUGUGUCAAGAGCAUCUGCAAGUUCCGGAGGGAAAUGAACAACGAAAGAGCCCGUGCGGAGUUUGAGGACUUUCUCCGGAAGGAAGUACGAAAUCGAAAGGAAAGUAUGUCUAGACUCCUGCCACCCUCCUCUCCUUCCUCUCUGAGACAGUCCUGGGACAAGGAGGACAAGGAGGACAAGGAGAUGGUACUAGUGAAACGCCGUCUCUUUAAGAACCGGCUCAUUACUGUCAACUUUCUCGUCAAUGAUCUGCACUUUUUUCUGGAGAUUGACAAGUUUUGCAAGCUGGCUGAUUCAGCUAAAGCUCUAGCAGACUGCGACAAGCACCAAGACAACGAAGUUGCCUUUCUCAAAAACAAAGUCACCAUCAUCAGCAAUCUCUUCCUGAACUCCGAUAUUCCCCCCAAACUGCGGGUGAACAUUUCUGAAGCACAGAAAGAUUUAAUCUGCAGUUUAUCUUCCAAGGAGAUACUGGACCGCAGCCUCUACUACAGGGCCACAAUUGUCAUCUUCCCCAUCCUGAUGCACUUCUGGAAAAGGUACCUAUCCCACUUUCUUGAACUGGCAGAGGUUGUGUGGAUACCAGCCUCUUUCUCCGGCAACCUCUUCUGACACAGUGUAGAUGCAGAUGAGACACUCGUGAGGAGCUCAGCUGUAGGUGUCUGCUUGGAGGCUUGCUGUCUUUGACUUUAGUAUUUCUUAUGCAGGUUCUGCAUCAGGAAGGCAAUGAAGGGCUUCUGGGUCUCCCGGAAAAAAAAGAUGCCAAUCUCUUUGCCCAUUAAAAAACCCUCCUCCAAAUCAUCCGUCAUCUACAGUA
Struthio camelus australis is the source of this 5168-nucleotide messenger RNA. NCBI's taxonomy places the organism in Eukaryota, Metazoa, Chordata, Aves, Struthioniformes, Struthionidae. The record is from RefSeq and is a predicted model, not a curated record.